AUGCACGGCACCUGCAAGUGCCUCGAGUCCAGCCGGUUCCAGACUUCCAGGGAGAACGCCGGCUUCGUCUCCCUGCACCUCGAGCUCGACGAGCCCGCGGCCGCCCCCGCCAAGGACGUCCUCGCCGAGGUCACGUUCUCCCUGGUCCGCCACCCCGGCGCUCCGGCGUCGCUGCUGCCGCCGCACAGCGGGAGCUUCACGACCACCUAUAACAGGGUCGGGAUCAGGCGCCGGGGCUUCGGGAGGUUCCUCGCCAACCAAAAGCUGGACUGGUUCUCGGGGUACCUCAGGGACGACUGCGUGGCCGUCCGGUGCGACAUCACCGUCGUCGAGAAGUCGCCGGCGAGGGAGGAGGAGGAGGUCGCUCAGGCGCGUGUCGUGGAGAUGCUGGGGCUACUCUGCGACUGCAAGGACGAGCUGUGCAAGCGUCGUCACGCUAGGGCCGCGCGGAGGGCCUUCGUCGGCUUGGGGCUCAGGCAGGCGUUGGUCAAGUUCUUCCUAAGGUGCUUUCAUGUUUGA
Panicum hallii is the source of this 519-nucleotide messenger RNA. RefSeq lists its product as uncharacterized. Bases 1 to 519 code for a protein of 172 amino acids. Gene Ontology annotation, molecular function: protein binding. Lineage: Eukaryota; Viridiplantae; Streptophyta; Magnoliopsida; Poales; Poaceae. The transcript has 2 exons. The record is from RefSeq and is a predicted model, not a curated record.